CUGCAGCAUUGGGGGAACAGCUAGCAGGACAGGGUGCUGGGGGUAGAGGGCUGGAGUUGAGACAAGCCCAGACCUAGGAGGCCCAUCAAGGAGGGAGAAGGGUACAGGCGGCUUCAAAGCCAGGGUGACCCCUUAGGCUUCUCUGCUGCUCCCAAGUUUCAGGUUCCCUGGUGACCCUAAGCAAGGAGGGACCAAGUGUGGGGGACUCAUGCUCGUGUCCUCCUUCAGAGCUAAGCUGGGGUCCAGGGUGAGACCCAGAACAUGAGUUUGGUUUUCCAUUUUUCUGGAACGAGUCCAGGCUCAGCCUUCUGGGCUCCAACAGGUCCUUCAAGGUAGAAGCCCCCACAGGCCAUACAAUACUCUUUGCAGCUCAGAAUGUACCCAUACCCCAGCCCCUGCCUUCUGGAUAGUGCUGGUUGGACAGCGACCCCACAGAGCACAUCCGGUCUGGCCCCCCGUGCACAGCAUGUGCAACCCACCAAGCCUAGUCUCGCACCUGCCAGCAGGAGAGCAGGAGUGGAGGGUGUGGUGCAUCUGGGGACCAUGCUGGGCACAGGCUUCGGGAUACCAGCCUGGAGCCACCUGCCCUAGUCCCAGUUCCUUGGUGCCCUUCAUCCCCGGAAGCCUGCCAUCUCCCUAACCUCAGGCCAGUGACAGUGACCCUAAAGUACUGUUUUGCAGGACUUCUGUCUGUGCCCUCACCAGUGCUGUCCAGCCAUAGCCCAAGCCACUUUCUCACUAGGUAAGAGGAGAGGGCAGGUCCAGCAGCCCAGGCCAAACCCAGGCUCCAGGAGGGCCUGCUCCCUGCAGGCCAUGGUCCUCGCGUCCUGCCCUGGCUAGUGGGCAGGAGGGUUAAGCCACUGUCUUGUAAACCCCGGCCUAGCUCUCCUGCUAACAGGCCCUGGUACUCACUGGCCAAGGCUCUGUCUGAACUCCUGUGCACUGGCUGGACUUCUGUCCAUCCUUCUCCCUCCCAUCCUGAGUUGGGCCUCCCAAGGCAGUGAAGGCAAGAAGGAGGAAAGAUGGUCAAGAGCCAAACUUAGCCAGCUUGGCUACAGCAGGGUGAGCAAGGGGGCCCUUGGGGAGGGGGGGGGGGGGGCGGUGCCUGGCACAGCCUGGAGGUGUGGGACAGCUUCCAGGCAAAGCCCAGGUCAAGAUCAAGCAAGAUCAAAGAGCAGGUGCCUGGCAGGUCCAGGUGGGAGAGCCACGCCCAGGAGGCCCUCCCAAUGGGGGAGAUGCAUGUAGAGUAUGUCUUGAGUGCAAUUAAGAAAGACAGGUCAAAAGUGGGGGGGGGGGGGUGCCUGGGUGGCUCAGUCGGUUGAGUGUCUGACUAUUGGUUUCAGCUCAAGUCAAGAUUUCACAACUUGUGGGAUCGAGCCCCCCAUCAGGCUCUUCACUGACAGCAUGGAGCCUGCUUGGGAUUCUCUCUCUCCCUCUCUCUCUGCCCCUGCCCUGCUCUCUCUCUCUCAAAAUAAAUAACCUUUAAAAAAGAAAACGAAAAGAAAGGUCAAAGGUAGCUUCCCCCCCCCCUCCCCAAACAAGACAGACCACCCUGCAUCUUGCUGUACCGACCUCCUCCCUUAGCGUGACCACCGGUGGUGGAGCAGAGGGGAGAGGAAACCGACGAGCGCACUCAGCCUGGUGAGAAGAGCGGGGAGGUGCCAGAAAUGGCCCCCAGUCUUUCCUAGAAGAAUGGACAGCGGGCAUUGUCACGGCCAGGCCCAGACACCACAGAGGCCACAUUCCCUGGGUUGAGCAUGGCUUUCAAGGCGAAGUGCGCCUGAAACGUGGUUUGCUUCCAGGGUACCGCAACGUCCGGGAGCCAGGGUUGGAAUCCGGGUGGGCUUGGCCCGGGCAGCCCCAGGCAGUGAGCGCCCGCAGCGCGCCACCAAAAUAAAUACCGUUGAACAACACGCUUAGAACCCCCCAGAGUCUUGACUGUUGAAACCCUUCACCUUGAGCGCCGCGGUGUGUGAGUUGGCCCACAUGUGUCCUGGCCGCCACCCUCCGAGGCCACACACCCUGUGCGGCCCUGGCCACAACAGGGCUGGCCCGGUCCGCACCGAGCCUGACUGCAGGACAGGCCUGGCCCGGCCGGGAUGGGGGCUCUGCACCGCGCGGAGAGUGAGAACCUCCCCCACCCCGCGACCCGAGGCUCUGAGACGCGGAGGACACUACCCGGCGGUCGCGGCCCUGCGGCGGGACCCAUGUUGGGCGCGGCUUCAAGGGGCGGUGCCUCUAGUGGGCGGGGCUCUAGGUCAGGGGCUCCGGGGUGUGGCCACGGGGCCGGGCCUCCGAUGGGCGGAGCCUUCAGGGGCGGGGCCUCGUGAAGCGGCUCGGCCGUCGUGGGGCGGGGUCUGCGCGGGGCGGAGCCUCCAUAAAGGGGCGCGGCGGGCGGGCUCAGGCUCCCUGUCCGUGCCGAGCAUGGUAGUGGGGGUGCCGGCCGCCCGUGGGCUCCUGCUGCUGCCGCAGCUCCUGCAGCUGCCGCAGGUGGCGCUGGGCUUCGGAGACGGCAGCUGCGACCCCUCGGACCUGUGCCGCCGUCCCCGCAGGUGCCCGCCCCAGGCCCGCUGGAGCAGCCUGUGGCACGUGGGGAGGCCCCCUUGAGCGCGGUCAUCGGUCUGGGCACAGGAUUGUGCAGAUGGCCUGGGACAGUGUGUCCUGGGAGUGAGCCCAAGGCACUUGUGGCCAGCCCUGGAGACAGCCAGGACAGGCCCAGCAGCAAGAGGCCAGGAGGGGCCAGCUCCUCAGGCCCAGCUCUGGCCUGGUGAAAGGUCUCUGGCCUGGAGAGACACUCAUUCUCUGGUUUUCUUUUAUCCUGCCCGUUGUCCUGUCUUGGGCAGUCGGGCCCUGACUGCCCCUGGGGAGCAGGCUCCUGGUGGCCAGGGGUCAGUCCAGUGGUAGGCUCCCGCUCCUCCCU
Messenger RNA from Acinonyx jubatus (cheetah), 2920 nucleotides. RefSeq names its product transmembrane protein 52 (gene TMEM52). Lineage: Eukaryota; Metazoa; Chordata; Mammalia; Carnivora; Felidae. The coding region runs from base 1987 to 2607 and encodes 206 amino acids. The transcript has 4 exons. The record is from RefSeq and is a predicted model, not a curated record.